Molecule: messenger RNA, 1795 nt
Organism: Brassicogethes aeneus
Lineage: Eukaryota; Metazoa; Arthropoda; Insecta; Coleoptera; Nitidulidae
Source: the annotation of a GenBank genome assembly
AUGGAUAACGAUGAAUGUUGCCAAAGGCUUUCUUAUUCUGUUUGUGGUGCUACAGAUAAUAGUAUAGUUGAAAAUUCUGCUUGUGGAAAUAAUAAAACCAUAGAUGAAAACUGUUCUGACGACGAAAGCACAACAUUUUUUUCCAACUAUCUUGGACCAUCAGCAGACGAAACAAUUCUUUCGGGAGUAAAAACUGUUCUUAGAAUGUGCGGUAACAUUUCAUGUGGAGAUUUACAGUGUCAAGAGGAACCAAGAAAAUCAUCAUCAAAUAUUCCAUCAAUUAAACUUGAGGAGGAUACAAGAAAACCUUGUAUCACUUCAACAUCAAGACCUAACAAAACCUUACCAGCCUACUCUGAUAAAAUGGGAAACGACCUUCACCUAGUUAUGAUUUUCAUGCUGGCAUUUAGUUGCAUAACGUCGAGUCUAGCCUUGAGAAACCCACCCAGCGAUUCCAUACUAGACAUCAUUAACAUGAAAGAAGUUCAAAGGAUAAUAGCCGAAAAGAAGGAGAACCAAACCAAAGAAGAAAAUAGGUUUCUGCUGGACAAUGAUUUGAAUGAAAAUUAUAUUCCUCCAGAACCAGAAUACGAGAUACAAAAAGCUGAGGAGCCUCCCAAAACCGAGAACCCCAGGAUAGACAUCGAUGUUUUAUUGAAGAGGAAUAACUUUACUGAGCCCUAUCGUGGCACAGAUUUGCUACAAGACUUGCGUGGUUUUAACGGAAGAAAGGUGUUGAAAUCAAGCAAAAAUGCUGUGUUGGUGACUAAGAAAGAAUACCUACAAAGAGACUGGUGUAAAACAGAACCGCUAGUCCAAAAAAUCAAAGAGAAAGGUUGUCUGACAAGAACCAUGAUUAACAGAUUCUGUUACGGUCAAUGCAACUCAUUUUACAUCCCGAAAAACCCUAAAAGAAGAAACAGACAUCGCCCUGUAGUCGAAGAAAGUGAAGACGAAGAUACCAACGGUCCAGCUUUUAAGUACUGUGGUUUCUGUAAGCCCCAAAAAUACACCUGGGUUACAGUAACCUUAAAAUGCCCGAACAUGGUGCCCCAAUACAGAAAAAAGCGGAUACAAAGAAUCAAACAAUGUUCUUGUUUACCUGGUAACGAUUAAAACCUUAAAAUGUGAUAGUAUUGAAGUAUUUGCUGAAAAUUUAUAUACAUUCUAUUUGCUUGGCCCCUCCUAAGCUGUUGCAUCAUAGAAAACAAAUAGUAAGUAAUUAAUUAAACAUAAAAAUAACCAUCCUUGUUCCACACCUUUGUUGCUUGUGUCAAUUGUUUUUGCAAGCGAUUGAGCUACUGGAUUAUAAUGAUCCGCCAUAAUGGAUUCAUAAAUAUUUAUGAAUGUUCAUUCAUUGUUGUAGUUAUUAACAAUUUUCAGCAAUUACUACUCAUAUUUAAGUUAUUUAGAUUUUACAAAACAACUAAUUCCACUAAUAAUUUUUUUUAUAAACUUUGAUGUAUAUUUUGGUUUAUAGUUGUGCUAAAUUCUUGCCUAUAUGAUAUAUAUUUAUUUAUUUCAACGUAUGCAUUAGUUAUUGUGGCACUUCUUGAUACAAAAGACUGUGUUAGAUAUAUAUAGGUAAUAUAAGCAAUAUUAGUUAGGUAAUUAAAUGUAUGUGAGGUUGUAGAAAGCGCUUUGUUUUGGAAAAAUGACAGCAUACAAUCGAUUAGUUAAUCCAUUGAAAUUGAUAAAAGAUGGGACAGUUUUCCUUUCUCUUGUAACUAUAAAUAAGCAAUAAGGAAUGGCUGUUCUAUAAAUAAUUGAUUUUUAGCGUCUGGUAUCAGUACUG